Messenger RNA from Emericellopsis atlantica, 4866 nucleotides. Its product is annotated as kinase-like domain-containing protein. The transcript has 4 exons. NCBI's taxonomy places the organism in Eukaryota, Fungi, Ascomycota, Sordariomycetes, Hypocreales, Bionectriaceae. Gene Ontology annotation, molecular function: eukaryotic translation initiation factor 2alpha kinase activity; ATP binding; protein binding. Gene Ontology annotation, biological process: DNA damage checkpoint signaling; regulation of translational initiation by eIF2 alpha phosphorylation. Bases 1 to 4866 code for a protein of 1621 amino acids. The record is from RefSeq and is a predicted model, not a curated record.
AUGGCGUGGAAUGCAAAUGCAUCUAGCGCUUGGACGACUUCGCCCAACAAGACCCCAACCGAACAUGACAACACAAGCUUUCCGGGGCUCAAGCCCACCAAGUCCACCGACACGGCCAGGAUAGACCUGUCCGAGAUUCAGAAAGAUGAACUUCUGGCUCUCGAAGCAAUCUACGCUGAUGACUUUGUGGAUCAUACCGGCGAACAGAGUGCGUGGAAGAAAACGGAGCCUACCUUUGAUAUCCAUAUCAGGUCAACGAUUGAUGAAGACUUCUCACUGACACUGAGAUUUGUUAUGAAUGCGUCCUAUCCCAAGUCGCCACCUAUCAUCAGCCCACGGAAUCAUGGACACCUCCGCGAGGUCAUCAGGUUCAAGCUUCAAAAGUUCCUCGAAACCCAGCCCAAGAUCCUUGCUGGAGAUGGCGAAGCCAUGAUUAUGCAGAUUGUGGAUGGCAUUCGUGAGAUUCUCGAUGAUGCCGCCCAGAAGAAGGCUGAUGGUAAGGACCUGCCGUCUCUGGAGGUGGAGCGUGAACGUCACGAGGCCCAACUGGCCACUGCGGCAAAGGAGAAGAAGGAGCAGGAACAGCGCGAAAAGGACGAGCAGAACAAAGAAGAGGAGCGCGUAAUGGCUGCAAUGCUGCAAAAGGAGAUUGACCGGAAAGCGCAAACUGCAAAGGAGUUCAGGCUGGGACGACAGUCUAAUGGACACUCCCAAGGGCCAUCCGACAACAGCCCCUCGGCCUCAGAGACUCUCGAAUUCGACCAGUACUGCCAUACCACGGACAAGAAGGGCGAUCCCAUAUCGUUCCUCGCCGUCACUGACAAGGAUGACCCUAUACCGGGCCCAGUCUCUACCGUAUACAGCGUGCGACCGGUAUUUACGCAAGGGCCAGGACGACACGUGAUGGCCUUGAAACAGGCUAUCCUCCGCCCGAAUGUGAGCAAGGAGUCGAAAGACUUCAAAAAGCAACUCCAGACGCUCGAGUCUCGAUUGCAGGAUCUGAAGCAGUCCAAGGUGAAGCAUGCGCACCUCGUUGAGGUUUUGGAUUUCAAGGUCGAGAGCAGCACCACCGUGGACUCUCUACCCUCUCUUUCGUGGAGGAUCAGCGUCUUGACGCCUCUGGCUGACAGAGGUUCCUUGGAAGAAUACCUGGCCGAUUCACCCGGCAUUGAGCUUGGCAAGGUGCGAUCCUGGACCAGGGACUUGCUAGAUGCCUUGAAUUUCCUGCACAACAAGAACAUCGUCCACGGUGAUAUUCACUCGGGUAACGUCUUGCUCUUCCGUGGCCCUACAGGCACGAUUCCGAAACUCUCAGAUGCAGGAUAUCAGAGAGAGAUACACAACAUGGCAGCCAAGCGCGGCAUGCCCACCCUGGAAUCUUCCAAGUCCGCGUAUUGGCUGGCCCCUGAGAUAGCCGGAGUGUCGAAACCGCCGUACACAUACAAGACAGACGUAUGGGACUUUGGCAUCGUAUUUGUGGAGCUCAUCUUCGGAUCGAAUAUCCUGCGGCAAUACUCCUCGCCGAGGAAUCUCAUGGAUUCUCUGCCACUUUCGCGAUCUUUGCAAGAGCUGGUUGGACGCUUUUUCAAAGAAGAAAAGCAGAAAAGGCCACGCCCAUUCGAGUUGGGAUCCAGUGAGUUCCUGGCAACAGACGCGCCUGUUAUGGUAGAGGAUCAUACCAACUCCUUGCCGCGGACGCCCAUGCUUUCGACGUCAAGCACGCCUCACACACCCGGCAAUCGACGAGAUUCCAUGUCGCGACCCGCUGGAUUUUCCCGUUAUGCAGAAGACUUCAUCGAGGAGGGCCGGCUAGGCAAAGGCGGGUUUGGAGAAGUCGUCAAGGCUCGGCAGAAGCUUGACGGCCAUAUCUACGCAAUCAAGAAGAUCACCCAGCGAUCACAGCACAGCCUCACAGAGGUUUUGAAAGAGGUCAGACUUCUUUCGAGGCUUAGUCACCCGGCUGUUGUCCGUUACUACAGCACAUGGGUUGAGGAAGUUGCUGUAGAUGCCGGAAGUAGCGAUACCGCUACCCUCACAUCAACAGAAGGUGUCACGGGAGACACGGGAAUCUCAGGCUCUCAAGCUGCCGAGUCUGGCGAUAUUGAUAUACAAUUUCAUACCAGCACCGGCGGCUUGGAUUUCAUCUCGUCUAACGCAGGGGUACAGUUCGGCUACGAUGAUGAUGAGUCGGAAGAAGAAGAGGGCGACGACUACUUCAACUCAGAUGACGAUGACGAAGAGGAUGACGGCGAGAGCACCGAGGAGGAAAACGACUCAGACGAGCGCGCUGUCUCGCCGUUGCGGGAGCGGGGAACCAGGCGCCCCUCGCGUUUCCAGCGCCCUUUCAAGACUGUCCUCUACAUCUCGAUGGAGUACUGCGAGAAGCGGACACUGCGCGACUUGAUCAACCGUAAUCUGUACAAGGACAACCAAGAAGUCUGGCGGCUGUUCAGGCAAACUUUGGAAGGACUGGCGCACAUCCACAGCUUGAGCAUUGUCCAUCGGGACCUGAAGCCGGAGAAUAUCUUCAUCAGCAAUUCUGACGGGUCAGAUAAUGUCAAGAUCGGCGAUUUUGGACUGGCGACCAGUGGGCAGUUUUCCGUGGAUAGGGUCCUCGCGAACGGGUUCGAAACGGACGACAUGACGAAGAGCAUCGGCACGGCUUCGUAUUCAGCGCCCGAGGUCAGGUCAGCUGUCAACGGUGUGUAUAGCACCAAAGUCGAUAUGUACUCUCUUGGCAUCAUCUUAUUCGAGAUGUGCUAUCUUCCCAUGGUAGGGAUGCACAAGGCCGAUGUCAUUGGGCGGCUGCGCCGUGCUGAGCCUGCUCUGCCAUCCGACUUCCAACCGCCCGAUAAGAACCAAGUUGAUAUUGUCCUAUCCCUCCUCUGUCAUAAUCCGAAGGACCGACCAUCCAGCUCUGCCCUGUUGAAAAGCGGCAAACUGCCGGAGCCAAUGCAGAGCGAGACGAUAUCACGGGCCAUGGCCAGCCUGGCUGAUCCCAACUCUCCCUACGACGGCCAGAUCCGGUCGGCGCUCUUCGCCCGUCCACUUGAGAAGACAAAAAACUAUGCUUGGGACUUGAACUCGGUGGAGUUGACUCCCCAAGAGCUGCUAAACCAGCAUAUAGUGGAGCAGAGACUGACGUCCAUCUUCCGUCGUCACGGUGCUUUGCCUUCUCGACGAAGUUCCAUCUUCCCACGCUCGACGCACUAUGGCGAUAAUGCCGUUCAGCUGCUUGAUCGACAUGGGACAGUGCUACAGCUCCCGUUCGACCUUACCAUGAGCCAUGCCCGGAUGAUGGCCAAGUCGACAAGCACCUUACCGGUGCAGAAGACAUUUUGUUUUGGCACGGUGUAUCGUGACAGGCAGGACAGUGGCCAGCCUCUGGAGUUCAACGCCGUUGACUUUGACAUUGUGACGUCGAAUACCUUGCACCUUGCAUCGCAUGAGGCGGAGGUGCUAAAAGUCCUCGACGAGAUCAUUCACAUAUUUCCGGCCCUGAACCCAGCGCAGAUGUGCUUCCAGGUUGGCCAUUCCGAUCUGCUGAGGCUCAUCUUUGAGCACUGUGGCGUGGAGCCCCUUUGCUACAAAGCGGCGGCUGAACAGUUGUCCAAACUUAACGUUCACGGGGUGACUUGGCAGAAGAUUAGCGCCGAGCUGCGGUCGCCAGCUGUUGGGGUUUCGGCAAUGAGUGUGGACGAGCUGCAGCGCUUCGACUUCAGGGACACGCCCAAGCAGACCUUUGCGAAGCUCAAGACACUAUUCGAGGGCACUGACAUGUUUCAGCGUGCAUCGUCUGUCAUUGCUCACCUCAAAGAAGUCGUCGAAUACACAAGGCGUCUCAACAUUGGCGUCCGACUGUACAUCAGCCCUCUGAGCAGUUUCAAGGAGGACUUUUACACAGGCGGCAUACUGUUCAGCUGCAUCUACGACCGCAAGAAGAAGGAUGUCUUUGCUGCUGGAGGGCGCUACGACAACUUAAUCCGGGAGCAGCGCCCCAAGAUUGGGGGCCAGCUGCAGGAGAAACACGCAGUUGGCUUCAGUCUGUCUUGGGACAGACUUUGCAAAGUCCCCAAGGCAGGCAAGGCGUUCCUCAAGAAGGGCGAGGAAGAAGCUUUGGGCAUGUUUGACGCCAACCGAUGCGACGCGCUCGUUGCAAGCUUCAAUGCAACAGUCCGCAACUCCAUGGGUUACGACAUUUUGCAGAUGCUGUGGCAGAACGAUAUCAGUGCUGAGCUGGCACAGGAUGCUCGGUCACCAGAGGACCUAAUGGCGAAACACCGUGAUGAUUCAUAUUCGUGGAUCAUCAUCGUCAAGCAAGAUUCUAUGCUCAAGAUCAAGAGCCUGCGUCGAAAGGACGUGCCUGAUGCCGACGUGCCCGCACCGCAACUGCUAUCUUGGCUGAGGGCUGACAUGAGAGAGCGGGAUCCCAGAGGCGCCAGUAAGAUCAAGGCACACACUCCGCACUCGGCAGCAGACAUGGGUUUCGGCGAAGGCAAGCGCGAAAGCGAAGUGCUUGUGCUGGCGGCCCAGACCAAGAGCAAGAAGUUCAAUCGACGCACCGUCGUUGAGCAGGCGCAAUCCGAGGUGGUAACGCUCAUGGGCUCCUAUACGGAUGGGCCGAUCCUGGCCGUCGAGGGCAUCUCAGAUGCUGUCUUGGACGCCAUCCGCGCCGCACCGCUCUCAAGCCCGGAUAAGUGGCGGCGAUUGAGUGAAUCGGUAGGCGGCGUGGAGAGGCAUUACGUGGGCAACAUUCGGGAGCAGUUGACCAACUGGAGAGCGAGGUUCGAGACGGGCGGCUCGCAGCUGUGCUUCCUGUACAAUUUCCGGACGAGCCACUGCGUGUUCUACGAUUUGGGAGCGUGA